Corticium candelabrum is the source of this 4666-nucleotide messenger RNA. RefSeq names its product low-density lipoprotein receptor-related protein 1-like. Bases 227 to 4357 code for a protein of 1376 amino acids. Lineage: Eukaryota; Metazoa; Porifera; Homoscleromorpha; Homosclerophorida; Plakinidae. The transcript is spliced from 23 exons. The record is from RefSeq and is a predicted model, not a curated record. Gene Ontology annotation, molecular function: calcium ion binding.
AUGACGAGGACGGAGAGAGAGUCUACUAAAGAGUUCUAGACGUUGAACGUUAUCGUAUUCUCAGACGUGUUAUACCUAUGCUUGCCGAGUAGGGUGUAUCGACGUGCAGUUCUCGGAAUGUGGCGUUUGUUACAAUGAAAUUUUGCGCACAAAGCCGCAAAUCGAAGACACUGUGCGUACAAGCCGGUCGCGCGUGGAAGCCGAGCUUUUGUAAAACGUCCAGCACAUGUACGCGCUCGGUCACGUGCACGCACGCAAAUGUCAGCGUGUGCGUGUAGCGUUCAAUGACAUCGACAACAAUGACGAAGAAGAAGCUGACGCUCUUGAAACUGGCAUCUCAUGUUCGUCCCAUUCCUUGCGUCGUCACAUUGCCCUUGCCCACUGUCUCCUCCUGUGGUUGCAGCUCAAAACUUUUCUUGGUGAUUGCAUGUGCAUGCACGCGUCAAGACGGGAAAUGAAUAGUUUGCUGCCUAUGCAUCGGAUUCUGCUGGCUGGUGUCCUCAUACUCGCGGCUUUUGCACUGGAGAGUGAAAGAGAGAAGAGAGCACAAAGUGCAGUGUGUAACCCGCGCUGUGGCACGGGUUUCUUUCAUGCAGCCGGUUCUUGUCAGUCUAACGGACGUUGUCUCUGCUGGUGGGGAUUCACUGGACCGAAUGCAGAAUACAUUGUCAACGGAAAGCUACACCAUCGGAUCCUGGCUGACUACUGCAACGAGCUAUGUUUUUAUAUUCACAUCUACUACAAUUUGAAAUGCGCUAGUCUGCCAGAGACUCCAUUCUACGUCAUCUCCGACUCCAGCAAGCUUCAGCGUUUUGACAUGACCACAGGAAAGUCACGACUUUUGCAGACGAUUGGAUCAGGAGUUGUGUCAUCCCUCGACUUUGAUGUCACCUCCGCUCGAGUUUUCUAUGGCAACAACGCAACAAACACGAUCACCAGUUCAGGCAUUACCGAGAGUUCCACAUCCAAAACUAUUGUGUCUGGAAUCCAGCCUCAAGCUGUCGCUGUCGACUGGCUGAAACGGAAGAUUUAUUGGACAAACGGAGCAACCGAUGAGAUCGAAAGAAGCAACCUUGAUGGUACAGUUAAACAGACAGUCCAGAAUGGGAGUAACCUACGAGGCUUGGCUGUUGACCCAACCACCAAUAAUAUUACAACAGUUCUGUAUUGGUCGGAGUGGACGAGUAAUCCAGCCAUACAGAAAGCGGUUGUUGUAGAUCAGUCUGGUGUACCGUCAGUGCAGUUGACGUCAACGAUUGUCAGCAGCAAUAUGAGUGAACCACUUGGAUUUGUCAUUGAUUUUGUUCUUGGAACACUCUAUUGGGCAGACCCUGGCAAACAAAGAGUAGAAAGUGUGAACCUCGAUGGAAGCAACAGAGUCACUGUGUUUCAAUCGUCAUCUGAAUAUCCUUCAUACGUGACUCACUUUCAGUCCAAAGUGAUAUGGACUGCUCUACCUAAGUCGGUCAACUCUCUUGACAUCUCGUCAUCUGUCAAACAACUAACACUUAGUGGGUUAGGCACCACACCGUCUGCCAUCACAGUCUACCAUUCCACAAGACAACCGUCAUAUAAUGUGGAUGAUUGUAGUGAUCAGAAUGGAGGUUGUACUGACAGUUGUGUUGAUACGCCAGCAUCUUACAUAUGCAGAUGCCCGUCUGGAUUUGCUCUGUCUGAUGACUCGUUGUCAUGCAAAGAUAUCAAUGAGUGUUUGGACGAGAACUUGUGUGAUCAAACGUGUUUUAAUCUGUACGGAAGUUUUGAAUGUGUCUGUUUGCCUGGGUACAAAUGGAAAUCACAGAGAAGAGCUUGUGUUGUCAGCAAGGCCAAAGUCAAGUUUCUAUUGGCAAACGAGAAAGAAAUCGGCAGGAUAAACGAUAACAAUCUCAACACUUACCACGCCAUUCCCAUGGCACAAAAUCUAAAAAAUGCAUCGGCAGUCGACUAUCACUACAAACGAGACGAAGUCUACUGGUCAGACACCACAGAACACACAAUCACAAGGUCAUCACUUCUGACAGGAAACCAAAAUCAGAACGUCAUCAUCGACUCAAAUCUCGGACAAGUUGAGGGAAUCGCUAUCGACUGGGUGAACAACAAGUUGUAUUGGACGGAUCGGAAAAACGGGACAAUCGAACGAUCGAGUCUUGACGGUCAAAAUCGAGAAAUUAUUUUGUCUAAUUUGGGUGACGUCGUUGCUAUUGCUUUGGAUCCAUUGAAUGACAGACUGUACUACAGUGUAUUGAAUGCUGCAGCUUAUAUAGGUCAGGCUGCUCUGAAUGGGUCUGGUGCAACAUCCUUUGUUAGCGCCGUUUCCACACCGAUUAGUCUCUCUGUUGAUGUUGUGAGGGAUAGACUGUAUUGGGGUGAUGCAACGAGUAAGCAGAUUGAAUACGUGUCUCUCAACGGUUCAGGUCGAACGGUCGUUUAUAUUAACACGGAUGGAAUUCAGUCGCUGUCGGUGUUUGAGGAUCGAGUGUUGUUUGUUGACGGUUCGUUGAGUACAAUUUGUUAUGUCAACAAGUUUACUGGAGACGGUCGUAGUUGCCACACAAUGUCAAGUAGCACUCAUAUCCGGGAUGUAAAAAUUGUGCAUUUUCGCAAUCAACAAAGUACAGGUUGUCCUACUGGUAAGUACGACGUUGCAAACAGCUGUACUAAGGACUGUAAAUGUCAACACGGUUUAUGUGAUCCUAUCGAUGGAAAUUGUACGUGCGAUUCCGGAUAUACUGGACAGUACUGUGAUCAAGUCUGUAGCACAGGAAAGUAUGGUGCCGACUGUGAUGAGGAUUGUGUUUGUAAGAACCAAGGAGAUUGCUCACAUGUGACAGGAGAAUGCACUUGUCCGAAUGGAUACCGCAGUUAUGAUUGCUCAGAACAAUGUGACCCAAAGAGCCCUAAUUGUGUUCUUUGCUCGUGUCUGAAUGGUGGAGUGUGUGGAAGUGAUGGCUCGUGUGUAUGCAAGUCGGGAUAUGACGGCAGUCUCUGUGAAAAUCAGACCAUCACAGCAGCGCCACAGACUACCACAGCAGCACCACAAACUACCACAGCAGCGCCACAGACUACCACAGCAGUACUGGUGCCACACACUGGCACAGCAGCACCCGAGACUGUGUGUCCUACAUUCACGUUUGGUUCUACCUGCUCUCAGACAUGUGACUGUUCGUCGAAUUCCAUCUCUUGUAAUGACGUUAGUGGCCAGUGUAACUGUGCACCGGGUUACGAAGGAUUACGAUGUGAAAAAGCGUGUCCUCAUAGUUCGUUUGGUGAUGCGUGUGGUCAGCAGUGUACAUGUCAGAAUGGAGCCGAAUGUGAUCACGUGACUGGAGACUGUAGCUGUACACCUGGAUGGACAGGAAACGAUUGCGAUGAUGAGUGUCCAGAGGGAACGUUCGGCUCUGAUUGCUUGAUGGAGUGUUCUUGCUUAAAUGGUGCGACGUGUGACAGAGAGCAAGGAAUUUGUUCAUGUACCCCAGACUACACGGGUGCCAACUGUGAAACACAUAUAACAUAUGACACUCUUCCAUCUCCAUCGUCAUCAGCUCAAGUUGAAAAUCCCUGCUUAUCUUCGUUCUGUCUAAACGGUGGGUCAUGUGAAGUGCAACUUGACUCACCCGUCUGCACUUGUACUAUCUUCUGGACUGGUGAUCAGUGCAAAAAUCCACGUCAUCCCGAGUGCCUUUCUGAACAAACAGAAGAAGAGAUACUUCAAUGUUUUGAAAUAGCAGAAUCAAAGGCUAGGGAUUCGCAGUCUUCUAACCAGCAGGUUUACAUUGUCAUUGGGGUAGUCAUUCUAAUUGCUAUUGUUAUCUUGAUCGUGGCCUUUGUCUACUAUCGCUACAAGAAGCGAAGUAAAAUGCAUACUAGUGAAGAUGGUGACACUCUAGACAAGAAAGGCACGGUGUUUCAGAAUCCUGCAUACGAUGAACUACCUGCUAUACCGCAGAAAACCAGUAGUGAGAGUGGAGCCAACCUUGACAAUCCCUUAUACAGUGACGUCAUUGACAUACCAACCAGCAGUCACCAUAAAGAAACAGGAGGCUAUGACCAGCCUCGUCAAUUAGACUACGAACAGCCUGCUCAAUUCGAAGCUGUUGCUACAGUGGAUGAUCCAGUGAAAAAAGAGAGCAACCCCAUGAAUGAGAGUGGAGACACAAUUUCUUCGUACGACAAUAAGGUCAAUACAAGCAGCAACCAAAAUCCUUACGACAACCAAACGAGCGUAGAGUGUAACACGUCUGCUUCUGCUUCUAAUGUCUAUGACAACUACGAAAGUAUUCCCAGUCAGCAAGCUGAUGGAAGUGUGAAUAUCAAUGAUACUCCAGGUGAUGAUGAUUUGUAUGAAGAACUUCCGUAGUGUUCAUAAUUUUUCCACAUUUUUGAACGAUAAGACAACGUAUGUCGUUACAUCAUUUUAAUACACCACUACAUGCAUGCACGCGUUCGUUUCGCAAGAACACAAUUUAGUAUGUCAAACAUUUUACGAAUUGCUGUUAUCGUUUAUUACUGCAUAGCAUUAUGAUUUAGAUAUGCGAUUGUAUUAUAUCAUGCAUGACUCUCUAUUAGUGAGCAAGGUUUGUGAAACGUUUGUCUACUGCUUGUCAUGUCUGUAUAUAUAAUCAUUACAGUAUGUGGCAAUGAAUGCACUUUUCAAUACAUGCCAAUC